AUAGUCUAUGAAGCGUUCCGCAAUAAAAUUUCGUGAAAAGUAGGACUUGUUAUUAAUUUUGGCGGGAAACUGUGAAAUAAAAAUCAGUUUUUCCACAUGUGCGUUUCCGUGCGUAGACUCAGAUAGGAAAAUCACCAGCUUGAAAUAAGUUGAACAGAAAACUGAAAAAUGGGAAAGGAAAAGAUCCACAUCAACAUUGUUGUGAUUGGUCACGUAGACUCGGGCAAGUCCACAUCGACUGGUCACUUAAUUUACAAAUGUGGCGGAAUUGACAAGAGAACGAUCGAAAAGUUUGAGAAGGAGGCUGCCGAGAUGGGUAAGGGCUCUUUCAAGUAUGCCUGGGUGUUGGACAAACUGAAGGCAGAGAGAGAACGUGGUAUCACCAUUGACAUUGCUCUGUGGAAAUUUGAGACCACCAAGUACUAUGUCACCAUCAUUGAUGCCCCAGGUCAUCGUGAUUUCAUCAAGAACAUGAUUACAGGAACCUCACAGGCUGAUUGUGCCGUGCUUAUUGUUGCCGCCAGUACGGGAGAAUUCGAAGCUGGCAUCUCAAAGAAUGGCCAGACAAGAGAGCAUGCCUUGCUUGCUUACACUCUUGGCGUGAAGCAGAUGAUCAUUGGUGUUAACAAGAUAGACAACACCGAACCACCAUAUUCCGAGGCGAGAUUUAACGAGAUAAAAAAGGAAGUUAGCGGUUACGUGAAGAAGGUGGGGUAUAACCCUGCUGCCGUAGCUAUUGUACCAAUUUCUGGUUGGCAUGGUGACAACAUGAUUGAUGCAUCUGACAAAAUGCCAUGGUACAAGGGAUGGAGUGUUGAGAGGAAAGCGGAAAAGAAGGAAGAUGAAAAAGCUUCAGGAAAAACACUAUUCGAGGCUCUUGAUUCUAUUCUUCCACCUACCCGACCAACGGAGAAGCCCCUACGUCUGCCACUUCAGGACGUAUACAAGAUUGGAGGUAUUGGAACAGUGCCAGUGGGUCGAGUUGAAACGGGUGUUCUCAAACCAAACAUGGUGGUUACAUUUGCUCCAUCACAACUGACCACUGAGGUCAAGUCGGUCGAAAUGCACCACGAGUCUCUCCCUGAGGCUUUACCAGGUGACAACGUUGGUUUCAACGUGAAGAACGUCUCUAUAAAAGAUAUCAAGAGAGGAAAUGUAUGUGGAGAUUCAAAGAACGAUCCGCCCAAAGGAGCAAAUCACUUCGUUGCUCAGGUUAUCAUAAUGAAUCACCCAGGUGAAAUAAGGAACGGUUACGCCCCAGUACUAGACUGCCAUACAGCACACAUUGCUUGCAAGUUUGAAGAAAUCAAGGAAAAAAUUGAUCGUCGUUCCGGUAAAAAAUUGGAAGAUAAUCCGAAGUUCGUUAAAACAGGGGAUGCUUGCAUGGUAAAGUUGGUUCCAUCGAAACCCAUGGUAGUUGAAGCUUUCGCCGAGUAUGCUCCUUUGGGGCGUUUCGCCGUCCGGGAUAUGAGACAGACAGUCGCUGUGGGCGUCAUUAAGCAAGUAGAGAAAUCCGAGAAGACGGGAAAAGCAACCAAAGCGGCACAAAAAGCAACCGGAAAGAAGAAAUGAUCAUGACACAUUGUGCACGUGCUUGCGGAACAGGCCCUGUGUUUAUACAAGAAUGACGCUGCUGUGAGCGGAAACACUUUUGUACAAUAAUGCACUGUAUGAUGAACUGUACGAUAGAUUGUAGGAAACAGAGUAUUUUGAAAGUUUGAUUUUCAUUAUUAGUAAUUUUGUUUUUUGUUUCAUUUUCAUUUGUUAAAUAUUUCAUUCUAUUAUGUGCAAAUCAAAAAGAUACUGUAAACACUUUCAUGCCACGAAUGCAAUUUAGUUUCAUUUCGUUAACGGAGAAGAGGGAUAGGUGAGAAAUAGAUUAUAGAUGCUUUUUAAAUGGACUGUGUAUAGGUGAUACUUGUUUGGGGGUUCCAAAUACAUUUUCACUAACGAAGUGUUGAAUGACAGUGUCUCUAUAUUUUUUUUCAUACAAGAAAAAACGUUUUGAACAUAGAGCAAUGAACUCAGCACAAAUCAGCUUUGGAAUAUUGUAACUUUUGGAAAAGUAAACAGUCGCUUGCUUGUGAAAUUAUUGAUAUCCAGAACUGUUUAGUAAACAAAUUGUUUACUGCCUGGUUGUUUCCCAAGAAGGGAUUAUUUUGAUGAUCAUAAAAAGCUUUAGUUUAUAGAAUACAAUUCGUUUACCAAAUAAAGCAAGUGCGUUCGUUUAAUUACUUCGUUGUAUAUACGUCUUUGCUGUAAAAUGUCAUGACAUAAACGUAAAGUUAUACAAAAUGAAA
This is a messenger RNA of Mercenaria mercenaria, 2300 nucleotides long. RefSeq names its product elongation factor 1-alpha-like. The transcript has 7 exons. The record is from RefSeq and is a predicted model, not a curated record. Gene Ontology annotation, biological process: translational elongation; translation. Bases 169 to 1572 code for a protein of 467 amino acids. Gene Ontology annotation, molecular function: translation elongation factor activity; GTP binding; GTPase activity. Lineage: Eukaryota; Metazoa; Mollusca; Bivalvia; Venerida; Veneridae.